This is a messenger RNA of Cavia porcellus (domestic guinea pig), 11655 nucleotides long. It is a transcript of the gene Dennd4a, whose product is annotated as DENN domain containing 4A. Gene Ontology annotation, cellular component: cytoplasmic vesicle. Gene Ontology annotation, molecular function: protein binding. The transcript has 34 exons. Lineage: Eukaryota; Metazoa; Chordata; Mammalia; Rodentia; Caviidae. Gene Ontology annotation, biological process: regulation of Rab protein signal transduction. The record is from RefSeq and is a predicted model, not a curated record. Bases 3392 to 9145 code for a protein of 1917 amino acids.
CGGAAUCCCACCUGCUCCGCGUCUCCGCGCGGCGCGGGGGAGCCCAGGCCGCCUCUCUUCCCUGCCAUCCCUCCCGCCCUAUCGGCCUCAAGAGGACGCGGGUUCCGCGUGAGCCCGGCCAGCGUCCAAGUUGGGCAGUUUUUAUUUGUUUUGUUUUGUUUUGCUUGGGGAGAUGGGGAGAGAGGAUUCCACGUUACCACCAUUCCCUUUAAAGUUUACUAUCCGGGUGUGUGUGGAGGAGCAUACGAAAGAAAAGGCUGUGACCUAAAAUUGGGUCGCAGCGACAGCUUUUCGUGGUCGUGCUUUUUCAGUGACGGACGUGCUGGAAGAUUGUUGUUGUUCCAGUAUGCCUUUUUUUUUUUUUUUUAAUUCAAACGUUCAAUAACGCCUUGGAGCCCGAGAGAGAGAUUUUUGUUUUAUAGGACAGUUAGGUCUUGUUUGCGACAGCAGGACAAGCAUCAGUCAACAGGCGUGUUAUUUAUUUGAGGAGAAAACGCGUGUCAGCCAGAGUGUCAUGAGGGCAGAGACUGUAUUAAUGUGAAUGUUAUUCCUUAAAAUGCAUUAUCAUCUCAUGAAAAGAGUAGCCCAAGUGGAAAAGGUGCAGUUUUAUAGGAUUACAAGUUUGUAUUUGGUUUGUAUAUACUCUCAUGUUUUCUGCCUGUUUUCUCCUACCUCUGAUCUCUUUGGGGGGAGGAGUUGCAGACACCUGUAAACAGCGUAGCACUAAUCUAUUGUAGGACACUAAUUACAUUAAUCUAUUGUAGGACAUUUGAAAUUAUUAUAAAAUAGUCUGUGGGAGACAUAAGGUUGGGUAAUAAGUAAGGACUUUUGGGAAAGUUACUCAGUUUAUGUUUAUAAUGGUUCUGCAUUCAGCUUCUGAAACCUUUAGUGUGUAAGUUCUGAACUAUUAACUCUGAACUUUUAAUAAAAAUUUAUUUGGCUUCUCGUAUGGGGACUUUGUUUAGUUUGGGGACAAGAUAAAUAUUCUAGGCAAAUUUUAAUUCAUUGUAACAAUCUUUUCUUGAGGCAGAGCUCUCAGUAGGAGUUUGGAAUACAUGUAUUAUCAUCAAUGUGUAUGUUACAUAAUUUUCUUCUUCUCAGUGUUUAAACACAGACUUGCUUCCCUAUGAAAUUUUAUAAGAAUACUAGGGAAGUUAACUAAUCUUGACACCAAGUCAAACCUGGGAAUAGAUGAGUAGAUUUCAGCUUGAAUUUUAAACUUGUGUACACAAAUUUACAGUUUUGAAAAUUGGUGAAUCAGUAUAAAUUGUUUGUGCAGGAGAGCCAGAAAGUUUGAUGCUGAUUGUUUUGAAAUUUUCCACAUGAUUUGCCACUACUUUAGUUAUUGGUUGUUAAAUUCCUGGAACUGUUAUCUUACUUCUGGCAACUUGAAUAAUAUUUAGUAUGAAUGGAAGGCUAUGAGAAGGAACUCAGUAUGACAUUUAUUCAUUAAAAAAUUAAAGCACAGUAAUAGAAGAAAACCUAUUUUCUAUCAUGUGGAGGUUAUAUUACCUUUUGUUUGCACACUUUUUCUAGGCAUUCUUCUUAACAGGAAAACUUCCUUUUCUUAAGGAGUGAUAUUGAUGGUAAUGUUUAUUAUAAAUCUUAACACUGUUCUUAUCUAAAGUAAUGGCUCAUUAUUCUAAGUAGAAAACAUAAGUGUUCGUAGGGAAAUUGACUUGCUCUUCUUGCCUUCUCUGAUGUCCAAGACUUAACCUUUGUGGAACUUUUUCCUACCAGAGGUAAAAAAAGAGUGACUGAAAAAAAAAUGACUGAGUUUUCUUCCUUUUGUGCUGUUCUUUAUUCUGUGGAAUUUAUUGGGCAGGGAGGAGAAGUCAAACCAUACUUCAUUAUUGUAUGUCAUACUAAUUUCUUUGAAUUCUAAAAGAGCAGUAUAGAACUUUAUAUUUAAGGAACCAUUAAUUUACAUAGUGCGUUAUAACAGUGAAAAAUUUUAAGGGUCAAAAUAUUCUAUGAUAGGGAAUGGUGAUACUAAUGAUUAUGUGGUGGAACCAGCUAUUAAAAAUCAUAUUUUCAAAAAAAUAUUUACUAACAUGAAAAUAUUUAAGUAAUGAGAGGAAAAUCAUAAUAUAAAGAAAUGCAGAGUUUGCAAAAAAAAUGUGUACACACUUCAGCAGCUUGCCAUAUGAAUAUAUGUCUGCAAGCUAAUCGCCACUACUUUGAACACCUCUUGUAGUUCUGCAGGCUAGAGGUAACUUGUAUUAAACUCAUGGUAAUAAAUUUAGUAUUAAAAUAUUUAUACAAAUUUUACUUUUCCUGAUUUUUUUGGCAACUUAUAUAGUAUUAUUUGUAGCAUCACCUAUUUGUGAUUGUAAGGAUUGACAAGAAAUACUGACAAGUAUUGUCUUCUGGGUAAUAGGGCUUCAGUACAAAAAUGACAUUAAAAUAUCUUCAGGGGUUAUAGUAGAAAAUACUGAAAAUUAUUACUCCAACAGAGAAACUAUCUUAUGAUUUAUUGUCAGCAAAACAAACCCAAAAUGUGGUGCUUAUUUGCUGUACAUAUAAUAGAAACAGUUCAUAAUUAUCAACACUGACCUUAUAAUAGUUUUACAUAUGAGAUGUGAUUGACAAAUACGGUGAAUGUUAACCAAAUUUUACAAUGAAACUUUUAUAGUUAAUACCCUCAAUAUACUGUCCUGUCUCUUCUAACACAUUCUUACCACUUUCUGAAGUAUUCCUGGAAGUCCUCUUUUAUGAGUGUCUUUACAUGUUGUGAUAAAAACUAUGGUGAAUGCAGCUGCCCAUGGCAUCCAGUGGAAAGGCAAUACAGUCUGGCACAGUGGGACUUCUGGUUCUUCCCGAAAGCCAAAAUGACCAUAAAGGUAAAUGUUUUUAAUUGAUUCAGGACAUCAAGGCAGCCAGGACAGCACAACUAAAGAUACUUACAAAAGAAAGAUACAUACAAAAGAGGACACCCAGUACUGCUUCAGAAGUGGCAAGAAUGACAAGAUAAGUGUGUUCAAAAGAAGGGGAAGAUUUUGAGGGUGAUUAAUGGCAGUGUGUCUUUUACUGUAAUGUAUUUUUAAAAAUUUAAUCAUUUACCAUAAUGUUUGAUCACCUGUUGUUUGUAGACCUUUUGUAUCAAUGGACAUUGCUGCUCAUCACCUCCUUUUCUGUUUGCUUCUUGCACCAAGUUGUUCUGUAUUGACAGUGCCACCUAUUGAUGUACUCCUCUCCCUAACCUUUCCCGAUUACUUUAUCAGUUAGAAGGCUGCAGUUUUGAAAUGUUUUGAGAUGCCAAUGUUUUGCUGGUUACUGAGGACACAAAGUAUUUCUCAUACUUUGAGACCUGCAGAAUUCACAAACUGAGAUCUGGUAUUAUUUUCAGACAGAAAUCUUCAGUAAUGUAUGUGACCUUAUAUAAUGGAAGAUGAUUGAAGACAAGGGACCUCGUGUUGCUGACUACUUUGUUGUCGCAGGAUUAACUGAUGCUUCAAAGCCUCUUGAAGAAGAAAUUCACUUCAAUGAUGCUUGUCAUAAAGUAGCUAAACCAAAAGAACCUAUCACAGAUGUUUCAGUUAUCAUUAAAUCUCUUGGGGAGGAAGUGCCACGGGAUUAUAUAUGCAUCGAUGUUACCCCCACUGGAUUGUCAGCAGAUCUCAAUAAUGGGAGUCUUGUCGGACCCCAAAUCUACCUUUGCUAUAGAAGAGGAAGAGAUAAGCCUCCACUUACAGAUCUAGGGGUUUUGUAUGACUGGAAAGAAAGACUGAAACAGGGCUGUGAAAUUAUUCAAAGUACUCCUUAUGGGCACCCUGCAAAUAUCAGUGGCAGUACCUCGUCACAAAGAAUAUAUAUCACUUACCGAAGAGCCUCUGAAAACAUGACUCAGAACACACUUGCUGUCACAGACAUCUGUAUUAUCAUUCCAAGUAAAGGGGAAAGCCCACCACACACAUUCUGCAAGGUUGACAAGAAUCUCAAUAACAGUAUGUGGGGCUCUGCAGUGUACUUAUGUUAUAAAAAGUCAGUGGCGAAGACCAACACUAUAUCUUACAAAGCUGGUCUAAUUUGUAGAUAUCCUCAAGAAGAUUAUGAAUCAUUCUCACUACCAGAAUCUGUUCCCCUGUUUUGUUUACCAAUGGGUGCAACUAUUGAAUGUUGGCCACCAAAUAGCAAAUACCCUCUGCCUGUAUUUUCUACAUUUGUGUUAACCGGAGCCUCAGCCGAAAAGGUCUAUGGUGCUGCUAUUCAGUUUUUUGAACCAUAUCCUGAGGAGAAUCUCACAGAAAAACAGAGACUUCUUUUAGGCUUGUCAUCGGCAGAUGGAAAGUCUGAUAGUUCCAAAACAAUUCACACUAACAAAUGCAUCUGUCUUCUUUCUCACUGGCCUUUUUUUGAUGCAUUCAGGAAGUUUCUGACUUUUCUGUAUCGUUAUUCCAUCUCUGGACCUCAUGUCCUUCCAAUUGAGAAGCAUAUUUCUCAUUUUAUGCAUAAAGUUCCUUUCCCAUCUCCUCAGAGACCACGGAUUUUAGUUCAGUUAUCACCACAUGAUAACCUGAUUCUCAGUCAGCCUGUGUCUUCACCUCUUCCACUGAGUGGUGGCAAGUUUUCAACACUACUUCAAAAUCUAGGUCCUGAAAAUGCUGUGACACUACUGGUAUUUGCAGUAACAGAACAUAAAAUUCUUAUUCAUUCCUUACGGCCUUCUGUGCUUACUAGUGUGACAGAGGCACUAGUGUCUAUGAUUUUCCCUUUCCACUGGCCAUGCCCGUACAUUCCUCUUUGCCCACUGGCUUUAGCAGACGUCUUGAGUGCACCGUGUCCUUUCAUAGUGGGGAUUGACUCAAGAUACUUUGAUCUCUAUGACCCUCCACCAGAUGUCAGUUGUGUUGACCUAGAUACCAACACCAUUUCCCAAACUGGUGACAAGAAGAAUGUAGCCUGGAAGAUUCUUCCAAAGAAGCCAUGUAAAAAUCUGAUGAACACACUGAAUAAUUUGCACCAGCAACUUGCUAAAUUGCAGCAGAGACCAAGAGAUGAUGGAUUAAUGGAUUUAACAAUGAAUGACUAUAAUUUUAAUUCUGGAAAGAGGCUGCACAUGAUAGAUUUGGAAAUCCAAGAGGCAUUUUUGUGUUUCAUGGCUUCUAUUUUAAAAGGGUAUAGAUCCUACUUAAAGCCAAUAACACAAGCUCCUUCUGAGACAGCAACAGAUGCAUCCUCUCUUUUUGCCCUCCAAGCUUUCUUAAGAAGCCGGGACCGAUCACAUCAAAAAUUUUACAACAUGAUGACCAAAACACAAAUGUUUAUUCGCUUUAUUGAAGAAUGUUCUUUUGUAAGUGAUAAAGAUGCAAGUCUGGCAUUUUUUGAUGAUUGUGUAGAUAAAGUAGAUAUGGACAAGAGUGGUGAAGUACAACUUAUAGAAUUGGAUGAGUCUUUCAAAAGUGAACACACUGUUUUUGUAACACCACCUGAGAUCCCCCAUCUACCCAAUGGUGAAGAACCCCCUUUACAAUACAGCUAUAAUGGGUUUCCAGUUCUUAGAAACAAUUUAUUCGAGAGACCUGAAGGAUUUCUUCAAACACAGAAGAGUAAAUUACCUUCAAAAUUGAGUAGUCCUAAUAGCCCUUCCCCCAUGUUCAGAAGGACAAAACAGGAAAUUAAAUCAGCCCAUAAAAUUGCCAAGAAGUAUUCUUCCAUUCCUCAGAUGUGGUCUAGGUGCCUGCUGCGUCACUGUUACGGGCUGUGGUUUAUUUGUUUGCCAGCGUAUGUGAAAGUGUGUCAUUCCAAAGUCAGGGCUCUGAAAACAGCCUAUGAUGUGCUAAAAAAAAUGCAGUCAAAGAAGAUGGAUCCACCUGAUGAGGUGUGCUACCGCAUCCUUAUGCAGCUCUGUGGGCAAUAUGAUCAGCCAGUGCUUGCAGUUCGAGUACUUUUUGAAAUGCGGAAAGCUGGUAUUGAUCCCAAUGCAAUUACUUACGGUUAUUAUAAUAAGGCUGUUUUGGAAAGUACCUGGCCUUCAAGAAGUCGUAGUGGCUAUUUUCUUUGGACAAAAGUAAGAAAUGUUGUUUUAGGAGUAGCACAGUUCAAAAGAGCUUUAAAGAAACGUGCACACUCAUCACAAACAACUUUCUCAGCAGAUGGCAGUGACCUGGAUUCUGUUAGUCAUGGCAGCAUGGAUAGUGUUCAUGGGACACACACUGUGGAGCAGGCACCUUUUAAUACGGGUUUAAUCAAAGUGUAUGCUACUGAUGAUAGAUCUAGUACAGGUGGACAGUCUGAUCUUGGGUACAGUUCAUUAUCUAAGGAUGAAGUUAGAAGAGGAAAUGCAUCUACUGAGUAUGUUCAAGAAGAAAAAGAUAAAAAAGAGAGUGAUUCUAGUUCCUUGUCAGAGAACGAGAGUGCAAAAGGAAGUGCUGACUGCCUUCCUAAGCUCAGUUAUCAGAGUUCUUCCAGUAUAGUCCGCCUCAGUGGCACAAGUAAUAACAGUGGUGACAAAAUGUCAGGAGAAUGCACAGAAAGCCUACCAAAGCAGCUCUUAAUGUCAACUGUUGAGGAUAUGAAUGAAACGGGUAACAUUCAAAGUAGAUGCUUCAGGAAAAGACAUAAAAGUGACAAUGAACCUAAUUUGCAGCAGCAAAUAACCUGGGGAAAUAGAAACCGUAACCUCAGUGGAGGUGUAUUGAUGGGAUUUAUGUUGAACAGAAUUAAUCAGGAAGCAAACCCUGGAGAUAUAGUUGAAAAAUUAGGAGCCGAUGCAAAAAUUCUUUCAAAUGUUAUCUCAAAUAGUACAAGACCAAAUAGUCUUGAUAUUGGAAAGCCAUCUUUAAGAUCAAAAAGGAAUAGUCUAGAAAAGGAAUCCAGUGAUGAUGAUACACCUUUUGAUGGUCCUAGUUGUUUGGCAGAUAAAAUGGACUCUGCUGUUAUUUUUGACUUAGAAGAUUUAGACAAUGAAGCAGACAGAUCAAAAGUGGGAUAUGUUGCUACACAAAAUCCCAGGAGGAUUCAACGGGUGAACAGCAGCUUUUCAGUAAAACCUUCUGAAAAAACUGAUGUUGUAACAGGAUUUGACCCCCUUUCUCUCUUGGUUGCUGAGACUGCACAGCAGCAAAAAGAAGAGGAGGAGGACGAUGAAGAUGACAGCAAAAGCAUUUCAACACCAUCUGCUAGGCGUGAUUUAGCUGAAGAAAUUGAGAUGUAUAUGAAUAACAUGAGCAGUCCUUUGUCAAGUCGUACACCAAGCAUUGAUUUACAACGGGCGUGUGAUGAUAAAUCGACCAAUAAAAAAAGCCCAACACUGGUCAAGGCAAGCAGAAGAUCUAGUCUGCCUCCUAAUUCUCCAAGGCCCAUGAGACUUACCAAAUCUAAAAGUUACACAAAAAGCGAGGAGAAAACAAGGGAUAGACUGUGGUCUUCUCCAGCUUUCUCACCUACUUGCCCAUUUAGGGAAGGAUCUCAAGACACGUUAACCCAUCCAUCACCUUCAUUUAACUUAGAUACACUACUAGUACCAAAACUAGAUGUUCUAAGGCAUAGUAUGUUCACUGCUGGAAAAGGAGUUGCAGAGAAAGCAAGCAAGUGGUACUCAAGAUUCACCACAUAUGCCGCAUCAUCCAAGGAUCAAAGUUCUGAUCGUACCAGUCUUUCUUCAGUGGGAGCCCAGGAUUCUGAAUCUACCUCUUUGACAGAUGAAGAUGCCUGCCAUGAGUUGGAAGGAGCCACUUCCUCCCAAGAGAGCAGUGCCACUUCUGGGACCAAGGGAAUUGAUCUCAGCCGAACUAGCCUGGAAAGUUCUGUCUCCUUAGAAGGAUCCCUCUCAAAGUUUGCCUUACCUGGGAAAUCAGAAGUGCCAUCUUCUCUGAACACAAGUAAUGCAAAUAUCUUCCAGAACUAUGCAAUGGAGGUUCUCAUUUCAAGUUGUUCUCGGUGUAGAACUUGUGAUUGUCUUGUUCACGAUGAGGAAAUCAUGGCUGGCUGGACAGCAGAUGACUCCAACCUCAAUACCACAUGCCCAUUCUGUGGCAAUCUUUUCUUACCCUUUCUGAAUAUUGAAAUAAGAGAUUUAAGACGACCUGGAAGAUAUUUUUUGAAGUCAAGCUCGUCUACAGAAUAUAUGCACUUUCCAUCCUCCUUUUCAAGUCAGACAAAGAAGUCUUGCAUUUCAACAUCUGCCUCUGGGCUUGAUGCAUCUCCUCUCUCUGUUCAAGGAAAUUUUGAUCUAAGUAGCAAAUCUAACCUACAAGAAAAUUCCUGUGCCCGAAGUGUCCAGAUCCCCACUAGUAGAUCAAAAACAGCUAUGUCAAAAUGUCCAUUAUUUCCAAUGGCAAGGAGUAUUAGUACUUAUGGCCCCUUGGAUAAAGAGGAUACUGGAGGACAGACGCUCAUUCCUACAGGCAGCCUGCCAGCUAGUUUACAAGGAACUACUGAUUCUUUGGGAAUAGAAUGGCACCUUCCAAGUCCAGAUCCUGUCACUGUCCCAUAUCUUAGUCCAUUAGUGGUAUGGAAGGAACUUGAGAGCUUGUUGGAAAAUGAAGGUGAUCAUGCAAUAAUGGUAGCAGACUUUGUAGACCAUCAUCCAAUUGUUUUUUGGAACUUGGUGUGGUAUUUCAGACGUCUUGAUCUGCCCAGUAACUUACCCGGAUUGAUUCUUUCUUCUGAGCAUUGUAACAAGUAUUCAAAGAUUCCUCGCCAUUGUAUGUCUGAAGAUAGCAAGUAUGUUUUAAUACAAAUGUUAUGGGACAACAUGAAAUUACAUCAGGAUCCAGGGCAGCCUCUAUACAUCCUCUGGAACGCCCACAGUCAAAAUCGUACUCUUUUGUUUGAGACUCAAAAGUAUCCAAUGGUCCAUUUAUUGCAAAAAACUGAUAACUCAUUUAACCAGGAGCUACUGAAAAGUAUGGUAAAAAGCAUUAAAAUGAAUGAUGUCUAUGGACCAAUGAGUCAGAUUUUAGAGACACUGAGUAAGUGUCCACAUUUUAAAAGACAGAGGAGUUUAUACAGAGAAAUAUUGUUUCUCUCACUUGUGGCACUGGGAAGAGAAAAUAUUGAUAUAGAUGCAUUUGACAAGGAAUACAAGACAGCGUAUGAUCGUCUCACACCUAGUCAAGUCAAGAGUACACACAACUGUGACAGACCACCAAGCACGGGUGUGAUGGAAUGUCGAAAAACCUUUGGAGAACCUUAUCUUUAAGAUUGUGUGUGUGCGUGCGUGUGUGUGUGUGUGUGUGUGUGUGUGUGUGUGUGUACAUUCAAUAUAUAUUGUACAGUCACUAUACAAAAUAACACUUUUAGAUGCUAAACUUUUUUCUUCAAUUUUUGAGAAUGCAUUUGUAAAUGGUUUGGGAGGUUCAGAUAGCUUAUAUACAGAAUGUUUUCAGAAGAGAACAGUGACAAAUAGGGAAGGAGCCACUUUGUUUCCCAUUUCUUUUUUUCUUUGACUCCCCUCUAGUAAGUAAUGAAGUAUUUUUGUGAUGAUGAAAUCUUAAACAAAAUUGGUUGUCAUAAAAUAAGACAACUGUUCUAUCGUUUUUCUUAGAAGAGACGUAAAAACCACAUAUGGAACCAAAACAACAAUGCAAGACAAAAAUAUCUCCUGUUUUCGUAGACUAUUCAAAUGUUUUGACCAUCAAAUUGUAUUAUACAUAUUUUAAAUUGUUUAUAGUAAGUUGAUAUUUUUUUAAUUUUUAAAUUUAAUAUAGCAAACUUAAAAUGAAUUUAAACUUAUUACACAAGCGUUUAUUUUCCUUGUCUGCUGCUAUUUGAAGUAAUUAGUACAGCUACAGAUCUCUAUAGAUCUCUAUGUGUACAUCUGUCUAUAUAUAUGUAUAUAUAUAUUUUAUUACUUGGGAGAAUGAGUUUUAAAAGUGUCAGUACUGGUGUCACCCUCACCCUAGGAUCGCAUGUUCAUUCCCUUUAGCCUGAUGGCACUGAGUUGUGGCAAGGAUGACAUACACUGCCCCGCCAGAGCCUUGCGGAAGGAGAACCAGAGAGGUCCACUGUACACGACUCCAGUUUCUCCUCUGUGGCUAAUAGAUACCUACAGUACACAGAGAAAAUAACUCACAAUCCAAAUAACAAUUUAAAUUUUAAUACACUCCUUUGAGAGUAAACUGAAAAAUACGAGAGUUGACUAUUCCAAAUCUCAUCCUUAUUUUCCUAUCUAAAAUACUGAAUAUGUUAUGAACUAUACUAUAAAAUAUUUAUCUGAAGUGAUUUACUGGGGUAUUCUGUUAAUAGUAUAUAUAAAUAGUCAAAGUAUUUUUUUGAAAGUAGAAAAAAAUCAUAACCCUCUAAAAGUACAGCCAGUUAGAAUUUCCCAUAUUGAGGAACUUAAUUUUUCAACAAGCUUCAGAAUCUGAAGUUUGUGAAAUCUAAAAGGCGGAAAUAUCCAGAAAUCAGAAAAUAAAUUGAAUGCUUAAACAUCAUAAGUACUAAAUAGAUUUUGGAAAUACAUUUCAGUCGCAUCAUUUCUAAUACCAGUUUCUUUGGGUAAUUUCUAAUAAAGAAAUAAUCCUUUGUCAUUAGAAUUAUUUAUUAUAGAUACUCAGUGCAAAGAUGCACUUGCACAGACUGUCAUUUAAAAGGAAGUCUCAGUUUUAAAGAAGAAAAUAGUGAUGGUCCCAAAUUUAGUAUGUAAAGUCAGUUAAAUCUGUGACACUGACACUGGAAAUAUCUUGGAGCCCUGGAGAGUUAGCAUUGGAUCAUCUGCAGAAAAACUGCCUUAAAGUUCAUGCCAUUAUUGAGCUGCGCCAAACUGAAACAUUUCACAGCUUUUCUACUAUGAAAAAUAAUGGAAAGAGUUUAAAAAUGUACAAAUUCAGUUCAAUUAGUUUGGAGCUGAACUUGCUUACUUGAAAAAUCCGGUGCUAUGCACAUAUAUCUAUCUGCCUCUCCUAUGUAAAUACCAUUCACUCCAGUCUUGGUCUUCUUUACUGUUCAAACCCAGCCUUCACAUUCUAAUUGACUCUUGUGUUCUCUAAGUGAUUUGAAAGUUGUCCAUUUAGAGAAACAGUGAAUAGAGAAAGCCUUUAGUGUUGGUGGUGAGCAUCCAUCCAAAGAGGAUUCUGGGGUUCUCUUCUAGUUUAGGUGGUUAUUUGUUUUUUGUUCCUUUAUAAGAACAGCUUGCACUAUUACUUUUUCUGUAAUACAAACAAUAUGUAUGUAGAAAUCAUGCUUUUUUGAUUUCAGGUAUCUGACAAAAAAGAGUGGCAAAGUCCAUUCUUUAUGGCUAAAACUCGUUUGGAAAAGUGAAUGUAAUUUUUGUCUCCCCCCUCCAACCCUGAGUUUUGUUUUUGUUUCUGACUUUGGGUAGAGUUUUAUCUCACCUAUUUUUAAUCCCCAGAGACUGUUACUGCAAAAAGUCCUUAAAACCUAGAUUUGGAGAUGUGCCUCAGUGGUAGGACACUUGCCUAGCAUGAGUGAGGCCCUGGUUUCAUCCCCAGCACUGCAAAAAACAAACAAAAAUAAAACCUGAAACAUGAGUAGAAAAUGGUAAACCCUACUCCAAAGAGAAUUAUAACAGGGAUCAUCCUUUAAAGAACUCUAUACUAACUUUCCAAUUUUCUCUCUGUUGACAAUACAUUUUGACCAAUUAUAUUCGAGAGAGAUUCCCUUUUACUAUGUUGUCUCUCUUAUUUUCUUACUCUUAGUUUUGCUUAUAUGUUUAAAUUGUUAAAAAUAAAUCAUGCUCUAUACUAGUAA